Messenger RNA from Arxiozyma heterogenica, 918 nucleotides. RefSeq lists its product as uncharacterized. NCBI's taxonomy places the organism in Eukaryota, Fungi, Ascomycota, Saccharomycetes, Saccharomycetales, Saccharomycetaceae. Bases 1 to 918 code for a protein of 305 amino acids. The transcript has a single exon. The record is from RefSeq and is a predicted model, not a curated record.
AUGUCAACUGAAGCGGAUAGAGUGCCUUGGAAUAAACCAAUACUGGUUAUUGGAUCGCAAGCAUUGGGUUCACUGAUUACGCUCCUUGCCAUUUAUUACCAAAAAAGAUACAAUAGAUUACAUAGAUCAAUUUAUGGGUUAUCUUUUGAUAGUCAAUUGUUUCAAUUCAUACGGCAUGUACUAGCUCUAUAUUGUUCUUUAAACUAUUUGUUUAAUCCAUAUAUCAAAAGACAAUUACAGAAAAGAUGUCCAUUAUUUUAUGAUUCUCAUGAUGUUCAAAUAAUCCCUAUAUCUUGGGUAAUUAUGAUAUUUAAUUUUUUACUUGCAUGGAAUUAUUGGUCCCUAAUACGACAAUUAAAAAAAUACGCCUAUACAAAACAUAUUCACCAAGGUUUUUCAUCUCUGGCCAAAAGUAUUAUUUUCAUUUUUGCAUAUUUUUUAGGGAUAUUUACUUUUUGGUGUGCAUUUUGGUUUGGUAUAUGCCAAGAGAAAGAUUCUGGUCUCUUUGGUCUGUUUUGGCUAGACCAUGUUAAUUAUCUUUGGCUACUAUCCAAUAUAUUUAAUAUUUGGUCUUUCUGGCCACAAUUAUGCAUUAACUGGAUGGGAAAAUGUUGUCAAGGUCUCUCUUCUAGAUUUGUCAUACUAUCAUUAUUGAGCUCUUUAAUAAAAUUAUUUGGAAUUACAAUCUUAAAUAACUGUGAUAAACAUGCAGUACCUAUGAAUCAUAAUAGCAAUCAAGGUGUACCAUACUAUCAAUGGCCAUUUAAUUUAGAGAAUAAAUUUGUCAUUAUUAUGGAACUUUUAUCCAUUAUUGGAAUUUUAGUUCAGGCACAAUAUUUUUAUCCAAAUAAUAAACCAUAUCUACCUAAGGAUAUUGAAAAGACCAAUGUAUAUGGCCAUACAUAUUCUAUAAUAUAA